Messenger RNA from Anopheles arabiensis, 2527 nucleotides. Its product is annotated as putative polypeptide N-acetylgalactosaminyltransferase 9. NCBI's taxonomy places the organism in Eukaryota, Metazoa, Arthropoda, Insecta, Diptera, Culicidae. The record is from RefSeq and is a predicted model, not a curated record. Gene Ontology annotation, cellular component: Golgi apparatus. The transcript is spliced from 4 exons. Bases 455 to 2230 code for a protein of 591 amino acids.
ACCGAAAAAAAACAAAACAAACACAAGAAAAUACUACAAACACUUGCUCUAUGCCGACUUUGAUUGUCAACUUCCAUGCAGGGAAACAGUUGCCGCACUGUUCUCGUAUCAGCACAACCCUGCCGAACGCAAUCGCCCUGCAACGCAACCCUGCCGGGCACGUACGCUCACAUGCUCGGAACAAUCUCUCCCGGUGUGCUUAUCGAAACAGUGGGUGUUGUUGUGUCUUUUAUACCAUUAUACCGCAUCAGGUACGCUGGAACCGCUCAGAACCGUGACAAUAUACACUUGUACACACUGAUAAAUUGAACUGAUUGAUAACGAUGUUAGGCACUUCGGGUGUCGUGCGCACGAGCUGCCGCAGUGCCCGAACGGGCAUACUUGGGUGCCUAGUUUUGGAGCGUAACUGCCCCAGUACGGUCCGUGGAGUCCCCCGGGGACCGACUGCAACACCAUGUACGGAAAAUACUUCUCCACCAAGCGCGAUAUCUUCUGGGCAGUGGUUGUGUUUUGCUGCAUUCUAGCGCUUUAUCUCUAUCACAAUCAGCUGUCGGAUCGGCUGGAAACACUGGAAGAGUUUAAGCGAGUACAUCAGGCGGAGCAGCGGCGCACUGUGCAGCGUGAGGUCGGCUUUGUCGUGCCAGCGUAUCAAGUGGUCCAGUACGAUGCACACUACACGCCGGUACCGGACGAUGGGUGGAUCGAGACACUGCCCGGUGAUAUGGGCAAGCCGGUGACGCUGCCCGACAACAUCACCGAGGAGGUCCAUCAGCUGGUGAGGCAAGGGUACGACCAGCAGGGUCUGAACCAGUACGUUAGUGAUCUGAUACCGGUGAGGCGCCGGUUGCCCGAUCUGCGCGAUCCCUGGUGUACAGCGGAGCCACGACUACUUCCCGAAUUACCGCAGGCGUCCAUAGUGAUCGUGUUCUUCAACGAAGCUUGGUCGGUGCUGGUACGAACCGUUCAUUCCAUCCUCGACCGGACGCCGCACGCGCUCAUCCGUGAGAUCAUUCUGGUGGACGAUUUUUCCAAUCUUGCUCAUCUACGUACCCAGCUGGAUGAGUAUUUUAGCAGCUAUCCGCUUGUACGCAUCCUGCGAGUGCCUAAACGCCUCGGCCUGAUUCGAGCCCGGCUGCACGGUGCCCGGAAUGCGUCGUCCGACUUUCUCACCUUCCUCGAUGCGCACUGCGAGUGUAUGAACGGGUGGCUCGAGGGGCAGCUGGACCCGGUCGUUCGCGAUCCGCACACCAUCGCACUGCCAACGAUCGACUGGAUCGAUGAGAACAACCUGAAGCUGGUCAGUGACAAGGCGCCCGUGUUUUACGGUGCGAUGGGCUGGGGACUGGACUUUGAGUGGCGUGGCCGCUGGGAUCGCGUGCACAAGCCGGACAACAAGAUGGAACCGUUCAGUACGCCGGUGAUGGCCGGUGGACUGUUCACGAUCCAUCGGAAGUUUUUCGAGUGGCUCGGCUGGUACGACGAGGGCAUGGAUGUGUACGGGGGCGAGAACAUUGAGCUGUCGCUGAAGGCUUGGAUGUGUGGUGGCAGAUUGCUGACGGUACCGUGCGCCAGAGUAGCUCACAUUCAGAAGACGGGACAUCCGUAUCUUAAGAAUGUAAAAACCGACGUCGUGCGUGUCAACUCGGUUCGCGUAGCGGAGGUGUGGAUGGAUGAAUACGCCGACGUCCUGUACGGGAUGUUCGGAGGACCAGAGUUCCGCGGGAACUUCGGGGACCUUUCCGAGCGCAAACAACUGCGUAAGGAUCUACACUGCAAAGACUUCCACUGGUACUUGCAGAACGUAUUUCCGGAGAUAAUGGAAGAUCUCGCCAAACGUCCCGGACGGGGAAAUUUCGAAAACGACGCUUUGAUAGGGUCGGAACCCGCCCUCUGUCUCACGUACGCCGAGCCCAACAAUGUCGUCAGUAUGACGCCGUGCGCGCAGGGGAAUACAGCGCAGCAGUGGAUAUUCAGCUUGUACGGAGAAAUCGGCACCCACAAUCACUGUCUGGACUACGACGGGAACAUGCUGCUGGUGUACGGUUGCCACAAAGCGCAUGGCAAUCAGGAGUGGACGUACAAUGCUACCACGCUUCAGUUCGAGCACAAGAAGUACAAGGGCAAGUGUCUGGGGCUGGACAUGGCAUCGAAGAAGGUUCGCAUCGAUGGAUGCAGCUUGUCGGAACAAUCUCAACGGUGGCACUAUCCUGCCAUAGAACAUAAGGUGUAGGGGAGUAGUGAGGUUAUUUGAGAAGUUUUUGGGUCAUUUGUUGAUCUCUGUUCUGUUGAAGAGUAAUGGACAUUAGCUUUACUAUUUCUUCGUUUGAUGAAGAUGUCACUGAAACCAUCUGUUCAUACGGAUGAAGGGAUCUACCACACAUCACGAUCAUCUCAUCAAGUCACGAUAACUACGUUACUCAGUAUUCAACUGUACUAAUAUGCACCGACAAGUACUGAGGGGUCUCUAGCCAGAACAACAGUUGUGUAAACAAUUGUGCAACCCCUCAAUAAAGCAAUUGACGUACAA